Molecule: messenger RNA, 1558 nt
Organism: Schistocerca gregaria
Lineage: Eukaryota; Metazoa; Arthropoda; Insecta; Orthoptera; Acrididae
Product: GPI transamidase component PIG-S-like
Exons: 4
Coding region: 44-1558 (504 amino acids)
Biological process (GO): attachment of GPI anchor to protein
Cellular component (GO): GPI-anchor transamidase complex
Source: RefSeq, a predicted model, not a curated record
CACACAAUUACGCCAAUCGUUCUGACCUUCUCCCCUGGACGCGAUGGGUCGAAUAUCGACUAAGAGGUUUACUUUUUACCUCGUUAUUGUUAUGCUCGUCGCCAGCACGCUCUUCUGGUUCAGAUGCAUGGAACUGAGCUAUCCAUCUGGCAUCCACGAUCAGAUUCGUCGUUUUGUAAACCUAGAAGAUACGAAAAGCGAGGUCGACCUGACGGUUAAGUUCCUGGGCCAAUCGGUCGUUCCUGCUGCAGCGAUCGAACGCCUGGAAAAUGAACUUACAGACCAGCUGACGGGAAACAAUAUCCGGGCUCUAAAGACGAUGUCUUCUUCUGAGCUAGACCCUUUUAUACGCCAAGACGUCUCCGACGACGCGCUCGACGAUUAUCUAGACAAGGAACACUGCGCCUCGUCCGGCUUGAGCCACUAUUGCCUGUUCGUGAUACAUCGAAAUGGCACUAAAAAAAGGGGCGUGAUCGGCCGGCACCGACUGGCGUGGAUAGAAGUAGACAACGCCGAGGUGUCCAACUCUGACACGUCAACCCUGCUGGCUCAUAUGUUGUUGUACAUGACUCGAUGCAAAUUGCAAUACACAGACCUCGGCGGAAAAAACGAGUACAAACUGCUGUUUAAUUUAAUUAAUGAAGACGGCACUCGGGCAAAGAGCUGGGAUUUCGAAGCUAUUGAAAAAGAAUUUUUGGAUCAAACGACUGAGGCUUUAAAUUCUGUACUGAAUUUGACUAUCGAGUCGCAAAUUCUUUAUCAUCACCGACUCAAUCUGGAACCGAUCUACGACCAAAAAAAAUAUUACUAUUUCCCUUUUGACAUGCUCAAGGACAGUCUAAAUUACGAUUCGAUCGCAUCAAGAUCUGGCUUAGAUAAAUCUCCCUUCGAAACGAUAUUAUACUUUAAUCUGUUUAUUCCGUCUACGGACCACUCUCCUCUCGCCGUUCAAGUCUCACCUUCUCAAUACACACCGGCAUUUGUCGACCUCGAUUUUGGUGGAUUCGUGUUUCACUCGUGCGAUCCAGAAGACGCGUCUUCCACGCUCGACUUGGCGGACCUCCGUUUGAGCUUCAGCCUUUUCCGCUCUCAACUCCGCCAAUUGCUUGGGUUUUCAGAAUUCGAAUACGUCCACGUCUUCCAGAACAUAUCCUUUUACCAUAUACCCAAUAAAAAGGUCGGGUUCGCUCAAUGGGAACUAGACUGCCUAGCCAGACACUUGAUAUCCAAAAAUAUACUGGAAGUCAAAAAAAUCCUACAUGCGUUUUCACUAAUCCUAGACCGAAAACACGUAGUCCUAGAAGACCACAUUUUCCGCCUCGUAGAACUGUCCAUUCAAAGCGGUAUCGCAUCCCGCUUACAAAGCGAAAAAGCACUUGAACACUCUUCUCGCUCUCUCUGGUACGCAAAACAACUCGAGUCAGAUCCGGACAUGCUCCCUCUCUACACAUUCCCGACAGAAAAAACGUAUAUCGUAUUCCUUCCACUGGUGAUGUCGCUGCCGUUCCCCGCCAUCAAAUACGUCUUGGAACAAAGAAGAAGAAAAAACGCCAAAUAA